This is a messenger RNA of Rhinichthys klamathensis goyatoka, 2104 nucleotides long. It is a transcript of the gene htr3a, whose product is annotated as 5-hydroxytryptamine (serotonin) receptor 3A. The record is from RefSeq and is a predicted model, not a curated record. The transcript is spliced from 9 exons. Bases 128 to 1576 code for a protein of 482 amino acids. Gene Ontology annotation, molecular function: extracellular ligand-gated monoatomic ion channel activity; neurotransmitter receptor activity; transmembrane signaling receptor activity. Gene Ontology annotation, biological process: chemical synaptic transmission; monoatomic ion transmembrane transport; regulation of membrane potential. Gene Ontology annotation, cellular component: neuron projection; postsynaptic membrane; synapse. Lineage: Eukaryota; Metazoa; Chordata; Actinopteri; Cypriniformes; Leuciscidae.
GCUGUAAUGACAGCCCGAGCGCUUCUGGAAAGCUCAGAGAUAACUAAUGGAGCAUCACUGGAAGGAAGCAGCACCAGGCUAGAAGCCUGCGAGAAGAAGCCAGGGCAAACCCAAACAGCUCGGCACAAUGAAGUGUUCAGCACUCUGGACAGCUCUCUGCGUUUGUAUCUAUGGGGCGCUGGUGAAUUGCUCAGUGAAGAAGCUGAGCAGUAACACUGGGCGCUUCGCCAAUGCCACUCUGGUUCGAUUAAAUGAGUUUUUAAGUGCCGGAUAUAAGAAAGGAGUUCGACCAGUGCGCGACUGGAGACAGUCAACGACGGUGGCCAUUGACCUCAUGGUUUAUGCGAUCCUCAAUGUGGAUGAGAAGAACCAGGUCUUGACAACAUAUGUUUGGUACAGACAGGAAUGGAUAGAUGAGUUCCUUGUGUGGGAUCCUGAAGAAUUUGAUGAAGUCAAACAGAUUUCCAUUCCCACUGCCAACAUCUGGGUUCCAGAUAUUCUCAUCAAUGAAUUCGUGGAUGUAGGAAAGUCUCCUGAUAUUCCUUACGUCUAUGUAGGCCAUACCGGGCUUGUUCGCAACUAUAAGCCUAUCCAGGUGGUGACCGCCUGCUCCCUCAAUAUCUACAACUUUCCUUAUGAUGUCCAAAAAUGUAGCCUGACUUUCCAGAGCUGGCUGCACACAACUAAAGACAUCAACAUCACACUAAUGAGAACCCCUGAGGAAGUAAUGAACGACAAGCGUGUGUUCAUGAACCAGGGAGAAUGGGAGCUGCUUCAUGUCCUCUCCACAUACAACAAGUUCAGCAUAGAUAAUGAUGAUUUCUAUGCCGAAAUGAAGUUUACUGUUGUGAUCCGACGCAGACCUCUGUUUUACACAGUCAACCUCCUGUUGCCCAGUGUAUUCCUGAUGGUGAUGGACAUCGUUGGAUUCUACCUGCCUCCAGACAGCGGAGAGAGAGUCUCCUUCAAGAUCACUCUGCUCUUGGGCUAUUCUGUCUUUCUCAUCAUCGUCUCAGACACUCUGCCAGCAACUGCCAUAGGGACCCCUCUCAUUGGUGUGUACUUUGUGGUAUGCAUGGCGCUGCUGGUCAUCAGUCUGACCGAGUCUGUUUUGAUCGUGAGGCUGGUGCACAAGCAGGAUCUUCAGUCUCGUGUCCCGCAGUGGGUCAAACACCUGGUGCUGGAGAAGGCCACAGUCCUGCUCUGCAUUCGCAACAGGAAGGUCUGCUCGCUCCUCUCGCAGGGCUCUGACCUGCCGCUCUACAAAGAGAACAACAUGAACACAGCGCUUCACUGCAACCACCACAGCUGCGAGGGAUCCAGAGACUCCGGGAGAAACCUGGGCUUGAGCCUGUCCGCGCGGGACACCGGACCUCCCGUCAUGGACGGCAUCCUGCGCGAGAUCACCACCAUCCGUCAGUUCAUGGAGAAGAAGGAUGAGAGCAGGGAGAUCGCUAAGGAGUGGCUGCAGGUGGGGUACGUACUGGACGUCCUGCUGUUCCGCAUCUACCUGCUCACCGUGUUGGCCUACAGCAUCACUUUAGGCACACUGUGGUCCGUCUGGCAGACCGUCUGACCGCAGACAUGGGUCACAGAGGGAAGGCGCCAAUUCUGUCUCACUGCUAAAAGUAAAUGCAGUGUUUGACGUAGUUUGAAUGCUGGUAAUGCGAUUGUUAUCCCACAAGAGAAUAACUUGAGCACCAUAGAGGAGAAAUGUGCUUUCAAAUCAAGAGUUAUUACUUGUAGACUGCUGUUCUUACCAGAUGAAUGCUCUGAAGUCUCUGAAAAAAGCAUACAGAAUACAUGUAUGAUUGUUAUAUCUGUGUGAGACUCCUUUCGUACAGCAGUAAAACAUAAAAAGAAGUAAUAAAAAUGAACGACUCACAUUUUAGAUACAUUAUGGGAAGCUAUUUUGGGUUUUUUCCUCCACCAAUGGAAAUAGUUCCAAAAGAAGCCAAAGAAAGAAGCAGCAAAGUCAGACAAACAAAGCUUUAAAGCCUAUAUGACAUGCAUAUAUAACUCACUGUUGAACAGUAUAUCAAAACUUUUAGCAGUGUAUUGUCUUUUUUUAAAAAGUAUUUCAAUACUACGAAAAAAUAUCUUA